This is a messenger RNA of Protopolystoma xenopodis, 321 nucleotides long. The record is from the annotation of a GenBank genome assembly. NCBI's taxonomy places the organism in Eukaryota, Metazoa, Platyhelminthes, Monogenea, Polystomatidea, Polystomatidae.
AUGCGUCUAUACUAUUCGGUAAAGCCUAUUUGGGAGGCUAGUCUCCGAACCUACCUUAAACGGCAUGUCCGUCGCAAACACCCUCGAAAUUCUGGAGGCCCGAGUAAUACUCCCGGGGAAAUGACGUCUAAGCAAAUGCGACAGGCGAUGGAACAGCUCUUUCCUCAUCUGAAGCCAUUGAGCUUGAGCGAAGAAACCCGGACAGUUCGAGCUUCGCAAAAGAGCUCUGAGAAGUCUAUACUACCCCUGGGACAUCUAAGUGUCAUAUCAGAGUUUGAGGUGAUUUACAAUUCCUGUAGUCUCACUUUCAUUAUUUUAUGA